This is a messenger RNA of Musa acuminata subsp. malaccensis (wild Malaysian banana), 665 nucleotides long. RefSeq names its product small ribosomal subunit protein eS25. The record is from RefSeq and is a predicted model, not a curated record. Lineage: Eukaryota; Viridiplantae; Streptophyta; Magnoliopsida; Zingiberales; Musaceae. Gene Ontology annotation, cellular component: cytosolic small ribosomal subunit. Gene Ontology annotation, molecular function: structural constituent of ribosome.
UCCCGUCUUCGAAGCCCUUAUUUAUUCCCCUCGAAGGGGUUUAUACGCGACUCCACGGCUCGGCAGCGGCGGCGGCGGCGUUGUUCUCCCUUAUUCGAUCGAAAGAAUACCUAGACGUCUGCAGCGAUAUGGCGCCGAAGAAGGACAAGGCUCCGCCACCAUCUUCGAAGCCCGCGAAAUCCGGCGGUGGAAAGCAGAAGAAGAAGAAAUGGAGCAAGGGAAAGCAGAAGGAGAAGGUGAAUAAUGCCAUUCUCUUUGACCAGGCGAACUAUGAUAAGAUGCUCUCCGAGGUCCCCAAAUAUAAGCAGAUUACUCCCUCGGUGCUGUCCGAGAGAUUGAGGAUCAAUGGGUCACUUGCACGAAGAGCAAUCAAAGAUCUGAUGGCAAGGGGUGCCAUCAGGAUGGUGUCUGCACAUGCUAGCCAGCAGAUCUACACCAGAGCCACCAACACCUAGAUGGUUUUCAUUUAGACCAAACUCCCAAAUAUGAUUGAUUAGUUUCUUCUGCUUGGGCUGUUUAGUUUACCAUUGCUUUCAUUCUCAACUCAAAAAAAUCAAGUUAUUUUGUUAAAGCACAUCAAUCCUUUUCUUAAUUUUGGAUGUUGAGAUUUUGUGUCACAUUGAACUCUCUUAUGUCAUUAAAUUUGGAUGGUUAAGAUUUACUUU